This is a messenger RNA of Vigna umbellata (rice bean), 1377 nucleotides long. The record is from RefSeq and is a predicted model, not a curated record. Lineage: Eukaryota; Viridiplantae; Streptophyta; Magnoliopsida; Fabales; Fabaceae.
AAGUUUAAAGGACAAAUUUGUUUGCCAGUGUCAUAGGACAUUUACUAUUGACUGUAACAAAAGUCUUGACACUCUUUAUUGUUUUUAUCUCCUUUUACUGAUACGAGCUUCAUCUGUUUGUAUGCUCAGGGUGACUUAAAUACUGUGGAUUUUGUAUUAAUCUAUCGGCCAUUUAGGAGUAGCGACGAUCCUGGUUUCUCCACUUCUUCGUCUGUAAUGUCCCAUCACGCGUGCCAUUUCAGUACUGCUAGCACGGGUCCCAUUUCAUGGCUAGUGGAUGGACCUCAAACCAUGCAUCAUGACUUCUCUGCAUCAUUCUGUGAAAUAAAUAUGAAGAUGCAUAUUCACAAUUCAUCUGGUGCCACUACUUUUGUACGCAUUGACACCUUAGAUUCAGCGGGUAAUAGUGGACAGAUAAACAAUGUAAAUGUGGUUCAAUCUGCAACUACCGAUAACCAAGCAGGAUGGCACGAUAUCGCCCCAGUGAAUGAACUCAAAGUCGCCUCAAAUGCUCUUGAAACCCAACCAGGAAAAGCACUAUCAUUGGAAAGUGCCUCCUCAUAUAUUUGGUCUGGAUCAAGCUCAACCCAUCUCAACAUUGAGGCUAUGUCCUCGGUAGAAAUUCCUCUUCAGAUCUGUGUAUUCUCUCCUGGAACAUAUGACCUGUCAAAUUACGUUUUGAAUUGGAAACUUCCAUCCAAUGGACAGGGAGAUAGUGAUGAAAAGAGGCAGCAUUCAGGCCAGUGCCAGGGGUAUAAAUACUAUCUUACCGUGCUCCAGUCCAUUUGAGAAGUUUGUAAAUGUUUUUGCUGUAUGUUUAUCUCAUGCUAGAAUCUAGAUGAGUUGUAGCCGGGGCUGUACAUAUAUUAUAUACAUUUCCAUGUAUUGUUAAAAUGUCUUUAGGCACUAGGAGCAGUGUAAAAGUUUGGUGGAUAAAGUGGUGAAAUCAACUUUUUUAUCCGAACAAAUAAGGACGGUGGCAACCUACAAUUCAUCGAUCAGGUUGGCUGGCGUAUUUGUACUGGCCAAGUUUGAGAAAAAAAGAAAGUGUUUUUACGAAGCCUUAACAAUUUUUUGCAUGCCCCGCGGUUAAGUAUGGAUGGAUAGAAUUGCAGAGUGGACACAGUUUUAAGUCCCUUAUCCCUGUAGGGGGGUAACCCGUCACCAGCUCAAGAAUUGGUUACACUUGCAUUGCACCAAAUGUUUUCAGCGUACUAAAUGGAAGUUAAGGGCAAUUAUUCUUUCUCAUUUUUCUACAUAUCAUCCAAGCAGCUCAGAUUGCUUAGUUUGAGUCUUGCAAAGUUGUAAGACUGGAAGCCUUUACUAAACUGUAACAAAAUUAUUCCAAUAUUUAGAGGAUAUGGCAUUUUAUUUUUA